UUGUGUAUGUCAGCACUGCCUGUCUUCCUGUCGGUCUCCGCGGUGAUCUCGCGAUACUCGGGCCGUGUUUAUGUGAGUGUGCCUCCGCUCUGUAGCUGACUCGGCCUGUCAGCGGGAGCUUGUAGCAUACAUGCUGGCCGGGCCUGCGCCUCCGGGGAGCGGCGCUCACUGACGCCUCUCCGGCCCGCAACUCAGCCAUGGCGUCCGACAGCGACACGGAGGAGUUCUUCGAUGCCACAGAGGAUGUGACUCUGUCCUGCUCUCCUGUAGUAUCACCAACAAAGCCGGCAACAUUCACUUUGCAGGAAGAAGUUACCCAUACUGAAAAUUCUGGGACAGUAAUUGUAACCACCGAACCAAAGCAAAAUGACCCAAAAGAGAUUAUUGAGCGCAUUAUUGAAGAAAGUAAAAAAUCCAUUGUCGUAGAUGAAUGCCCUAAUGCAACUGAAAACGUGGUAACGUUAAAUAAUUCAAGCGACUCUGUAGAGACUGAUCCAGCACUUUCGCGGAACAUCCCUAUACUGGUGAUCACUGAAACAACCUUUCACGAUGAUGCAGAAGUACUACGCCAUAAAGAACUUGAUGAAUAUUCGGGGUCAAAACAAAGCGAAACGCAUGACAUCUCAAUCCCUCUCAUUGAACAGUUGGUAGAAACAUCUAAAAUUGUUGAAAUUAUAGAGCAAACAGAAGGUCUCGAAAUCUCAGAAAAGAAAGAAUACAAAGAAAAGGUAUCGGAGUAUGAGGAGCUUAAAGAAAACAAGGAUAAAGAAACUAUGGACUUUGUGCCCGAUGAGACACCUUUUGCUGAAGCUGUAGAGCAGUUACCACCUGCUAAGCCUCCUCGGCAGAUUAAUGUUGAGCCUGACAUAGUAGCAAGCACUAAAAAACCGGGCCCCUCACGUCCCACAGCUCCUUUAAAUGCUCCUCCACCAAGGCCGCCACCACCUGUGAGGCCAGCACCACCACCACGUAAGAAGAAAAAUGAUCCUGACUAUGAGAGCCCAAGAUCUUCAGGUCUAGACUUUACAAAGGAUGGCUUUCUUCCUGGAGAGCUCCUGACCCCAAACGCUAUGGCAGAGGCAUUAAAUAGGGAUUGUCAGCCCUCUCUGGAUCUUGCUAGUGCAACAAGCGGGGAUAAAGUGGUUACUGCUCAGGAGAAUGGAAAGGCAGCGGAUGGUCAGCUGUCCAGUUCGCCAACAGAAAGUUCUGGUCCCCAGAGGCCCCGGUCUAACUCGGGAAGAGAGCUCACAGAUGAGGAGAUUUUGGCCAGCGUAAUGAUAAAAAACUUGGACACUGGAGAGGAAAUCCCUCUGAGUUUGGCAGAGGAGAAACUUCCAACUGGCAUUAAUCCACUGACAUUGCAUAUCAUGAGGAGAACCAAGGAAUAUGUCAGUAAUGAUGCUGCACAAUCUGAUGAUGAAGAGAAGAUGCAACCUCAUCAAACAGAUACAGAUGGAGGAAAAUUGAAGCAGAAAACGACCCAACUGAAGAAAUUUUUAGGAAAAAAGGUGAAAAGAGCAAAACAUCUGGCAGAAGAAUAUGGCGAGAGGGCGGUGAAUAAAGUGAAAAGUGUCAGAGAUGAGGUUUUUCACACAGACCCGGAUGACCAGUCGUCCAGUGAUGAUGAAGGAAUGCCCUAUACCAGACCUGUGAAAUUCAAAGCUGCUCAUGGUUUCAAGGGUCCCUAUGACUUUGAGCAUAUCAAAGUGGUACAGGAUCUGAGUGGAGAACAUAUGGGAGCUGUGUGGACCAUGAAGUUUUCUCACUGUGGGCGGCUGCUUGCCUCAGCUGGACAGGACAAUAUUGUCAGAAUUUGGGUUCUCAAAAAUGCUUUUGAUUAUUUUAAUAACAUGAGGAUCAAAUACAACACAGAAGGGCGAGUAUCUCCUUCACCAUCUCAGGAAAGUCUUAAUUCUUCCAAAUCUGAUACAGAUGGUGGGGCUUACAGUGGAGCAGAUGAUAUGGACUCAGAUGAUAAAAAUGCACCGUUUCGUCCGGUGCCGUUCUGUAAAUACAAAGGACACACAGCUGACCUUCUCGACUUGUCCUGGUCCAAAAAUUACUUCUUACUUUCAUCAUCAAUGGACAAGACAGUUCGUCUAUGGCACAUAUCCAGGAGGGAGUGUCUGUGCUGCUUCCAGCAUAUAGAUUUUGUUACUGCAAUAGCUUUCCAUCCGAGGGAUGACCGAUACUUCUUGAGCGGCUCCUUGGAUGGGAAACUCCGACUCUGGAACAUUCCUGACAAAAAGGUUGCCUUGUGGAAUGAAAUUGAUGGGCAGACGAAGCUCAUUACUGCUGCAAACUUCUGUCAGAACGGCAAACAUGCUGUGAUCGGCACAUAUGAUGGCCGCUGCAUCUUCUAUGAUACAGAGCAUUUAAAAUACCACACGCAAAUCCAUGUGCGUUCCACUAGAGGGCGAAAUAGGGUCGGAAGAAAAAUCACUGGAAUAGAGCCAUUGCCUGGAGAAAAUAAGAUCUUGGUAACCUCUAAUGAUUCAAGAAUUAGGCUGUAUGAUCUAAGAGAUCUGUCUUUAUCCAUGAAGUACAAGGGCUGUGUGAACAGCAGCAGUCAAAUAAAGGCAAGCUUCAGCCAUGAUUAUACGUAUAUUGUUAGUGGUUCUGAGGAUAAAUAUGUUUAUACCUGGAGUACGUACCAUGAUCUAAGCAAGUUCACCUCUGUAAGAAGAGACCGCAAUGACUUCUGGGAGGGUAUAAAAGCACAUAAUGCAGUUGUCACAUCAGCGAUCUUUGCCCCAAACCCCAGCCUGAUGGUACCACCAGAUGUAUCAUCUGAAAAACAAGAAAAACAAGAAACUGACAACAAGGGGGAACAAGGAGAGUCUGUAGAUCACAUACCUUCUGGUGCUUUGAAGUCUGAUCACACAGAAGUGCUCUUGUCUGCGGAUUUCACAGGGGCCAUCAAAGUGUUCAUUAACAAGAAAAAGAACGUGUCUUAAGUCCAAUUGUGAUGGAGGAAAGCUGCAUUGGUAGCCACCAGUAUGAAUAGCAGGAGGUCACACACAUAAUACUGCAGCAGUUGAAGACCGCCCAACAGCAAUCCAGGGUUCAAACAAUGAUCAAUUUCCUUCAGUAAAUAUGUGACCAGAACGUUUGUGCUGCUGAGCAUCUCUCCGAUUUCCCAAUGACCAUAUUUCUGCAAUUUUUUUAAAACUGCUUAUCAAAUUAAGGCUUAACCAUACACAAUACACAGCUAGUGGAAAUGGCUGCUUUUAUUUUUAGUCCUAGCCAUGGGGUGCCACUCUUCAGACAGAAUGGGAUAUUGAAAUUGGUAAAAAACAGAAUGGAGACAUUAGUCUGGCUCCAGCUGCCAUUUUUUUAGUGCCUCUGAUGAAGCAAAAUCCAGCACCUAGCUGCUAU
Messenger RNA from Nanorana parkeri, 3378 nucleotides. RefSeq names its product WD repeat domain 44 (gene WDR44). The record is from RefSeq and is a predicted model, not a curated record. Gene Ontology annotation, molecular function: protein binding. The transcript is spliced from 20 exons. The coding region runs from base 198 to 2957 and encodes 919 amino acids. NCBI's taxonomy places the organism in Eukaryota, Metazoa, Chordata, Amphibia, Anura, Dicroglossidae.